AUGGACCCCGACUACUGGAGUGUCGAGGCGAUCCUCGCCGAGGGCCAGCGGCUCCCGUGCGUGUUCCAAGUGGAUGUUCCCGGCCUUGGGCACCUCGAAGAGUCAGGUGAAGUGGAUAUGCACAAAAACACGCGCAUCGAGCUCGUGUACUGGAUGGCGCAUCUGCUGGCCGUGUACGAUAUUGUCACGAUCCAGCAGCCCCGUGCAUACGGAGCACGCGUACGUUCAGCACUCGAGGCCUCUGCAUCGUCCGUGCAGCUGCGUUCGCUCUUGCCGUACUGGUACGCGCUCGCGGUCCGCCUGGCGCGUCUGCUCGCGUCCGAAGACCUGCAAGCGCUCCUGUCCAAAGUACGUCGUCUUGCUCACCAGACCUAUAUCGGCCGCCUUGCGCGGAUCUACGAGCUGGCGAUCCUCCUGUCGCCCGGCGGCGACGGCCGCGUGUCGGGCGACGCGUCGCUGUCGAUGGAGAUGCAAAACUUCCUACAAGGCCUCGACGAGAGCGAGGCGCUCCUGCUGCAGGCCGGGCAAGUGUCUACGCGCACGAUGCAAGAGUACCUGACCGGGAGUGACUAG
This is a messenger RNA of Malassezia japonica, 573 nucleotides long. It is a transcript of the gene PSF3, whose product is annotated as DNA replication protein. Gene Ontology annotation, biological process: mitotic DNA replication initiation. Bases 1 to 573 code for a protein of 190 amino acids. The record is from RefSeq and is a predicted model, not a curated record. NCBI's taxonomy places the organism in Eukaryota, Fungi, Basidiomycota, Malasseziomycetes, Malasseziales, Malasseziaceae. The transcript is spliced from 3 exons. Gene Ontology annotation, cellular component: GINS complex.